Lentinula edodes (shiitake mushroom) is the source of this 836-nucleotide messenger RNA. Its product is annotated as alpha-L-fucosidase-domain-containing protein. Gene Ontology annotation, molecular function: alpha-L-fucosidase activity. The coding region runs from base 103 to 636 and encodes 177 amino acids. Gene Ontology annotation, biological process: fucose metabolic process. The record is from RefSeq and is a predicted model, not a curated record. The transcript is spliced from 3 exons. NCBI's taxonomy places the organism in Eukaryota, Fungi, Basidiomycota, Agaricomycetes, Agaricales, Omphalotaceae.
UCAACUUCGAUAACAGGUUGCGGUGCUGUUCCCGACUUCAACACACCAGAGUACGAGACCUUUAAUUCUAUUCAAACCAGCAGCUGGGAGUCCAGUGAGGGGAUGGAUCCAUUCAGUUACGGAUUAAACACAGCGACAAAUGCCAAUGAAUAUAAGAAUGGGACGACGAUUGUUCAGACCUUAGUGGACAUAGUCUCGAAAAACGGCAACUUCUUGCUUGACAUCGGUCCAACUGCGGAAGGAGAAAUUAUUGCGCCCAUGGUAGAUAAUCUUCUGGCUGCUGGAUCAUGGCUUGAAUAUGCUGGAGAGUGUAUAUACGACACGGAAUAUUGGUUCCAGACAUCACAAGACCCAAAUCCUCCGAUUGGCCUUACCCCUGCUCGCUUCACUACCACUCCAACAACAUUCUGCGUUGUCGUAUUCGAUACACCGACCGACGAUGAAAUUAUCAUUCACAAACGCCUUCCGCUUCUUCCCGAAGACAAAAUAACGCUGCUUACUCCGAGUAAAAGCCAAAUUUCUCUCCCAUGGUCAACAGAUUCUUCAGGCAACUUGAUCGUCAAUAUCUCUGAGAGCGGUGUCAAGGAAGUUCAAUACGCAUGGGCCUUCAGGAUCUCGUAUCAGCUCAUUAAUUGACCAGCAUAUUGAAUGAGGUAGACAUACUUAUAAUUAGUUGUCAGAAGUACGUUAGUAGGGCAUGGUAAAAUACAUAAGUGGAAAUAUGAAGAUAUUUAAUAGACUAUUGCAUGCGAUUAUAAUAUGUAGUAACAAGAAAAUGGUGAUUCAUACAACGAUAGCGAAAAACAAUUUGAUAAGUUAUGGAACAAACUUGAGAC